Molecule: messenger RNA, 5418 nt
Organism: Lytechinus pictus (painted urchin)
Lineage: Eukaryota; Metazoa; Echinodermata; Echinoidea; Temnopleuroida; Toxopneustidae
Product: dol-P-Man:Man(7)GlcNAc(2)-PP-Dol alpha-1,6-mannosyltransferase-like
Exons: 11
Coding region: 83-2392 (769 amino acids)
Biological process (GO): protein N-linked glycosylation
Cellular component (GO): endoplasmic reticulum membrane
Molecular function (GO): alpha-1,6-mannosyltransferase activity
Source: RefSeq, a predicted model, not a curated record
ACCUACGAUGAUCUGAUGUGUGGAUGUGACAUACAUCUCAGGCUCAGCUCUACACUGCCCGAGUUGAAUAUUCUGUAUCAAAAUGAGUAAGAAACGAGUACGAAUAAGAGAGGCAAGUGGAGAAAUUGUAGAACCAGCCAGAGUGACAGAAUCUCGGGAGCGAGAACAAAGGAUGAAAGAACAGGCUGCUUAUUUUAUGACUUAUUUGUACUGCCACAUUUGCAAAAAGAGUAUAAAGGGGUACAAGUACGAACAGCAUAUGCGGGAACAUGAGGCCACUAUGACGCUCCGAUGCACAUACUGCUCAUAUGAGACAGAGGGGAGAUCCGAGAUGACCAGGCAUUUUGGGAGGAUGCAUAAUAGUAGAAAACAGGAGGCGAAAUAUAUCAACUACACUGCGGCGACAAUGGGACAUCUGAGGAAGCGAGGAGAGAGGAGAAGAAGGGACAGGUGGGAAGAAGAAAGGAAGACAGAAAGGGAGAGCACGGACAGGAAGGAAAGAAAGCGUGAAGGAGAGGAGGACAGGAAGGAAAAGAAGAAAGAGAAGGUAGAGGAGAAAGACAGGGAGGAGAAGAAAGAGAAAGUAGAGGACAGGAAGGAGAAGAAGCAAGAGAAAACAGACGAUAGGAAGGAAAAGCUUGAGGAAGAACCUGAGGAGGAAGACAGAACUCAGUCAGGGGAAACAGAAAAAGACAAUAGAGACGCACUUGACCUCCAUCCUGAUGAAGAGAGCUCGGGGGAAGAGUCAGGGGACUCUGGGGAUGAAGAACCUGAGGAGGAGGAAGAGGACUCCAUGUCACGGAAAAGGGAACUAACUGUAACCACUGAGGAGGACGUAGACAUAAGCUUGAAGGUGAAGAAGCCAAGGUUAGGUUACGUCCAAGUCAACAAAGUGGAGGUUGAUCUUGGUCUAUCCAUCCUCCUGUAUGUUGCUCCAUUGGUUCACCUCUUAGCCUGUCCAUAUACCAAGGUGGAAGAGAGCUUCAACUUGCAGGCAACACAUGAUAUCUUAUUCUAUCGCCACAACAUUAGUGCAUAUGACCACUUAGAAUUUCCUGGGGUGGUUCCAAGGACAUUUCUCGGACCUCUCCUCAUCAGCUUCAUAUCUUCACCUUUGGUUGUAUUAUGCAGUCUCCUGCAUUUGGGUGCUACAAAAUGGAGUGCUCAAUAUGUUGUUCGUGCCAUGCUUGCUUUCAUGGUCAUAUCAUCAUUCAACUCAUUCCGUUCAAGUGUUGCUGACAUCUUUGGCCGGGAUGUCUCAAGAUAUCUUGUUCUACUCACUCUGUCACAGAGUCAUUUCUUGUUUUAUGCCUCUCGCCCACUUCCAAACAUAUUCGCACUUGCUGUAGCUCUGCGUGCCAUCAGUGGCUGGAUGCGACAGGAUCAUGUAGCCUUCAUUCUCUACUCAGCCUUUGUCAUUAUUGUCUUCCGCUCUGAGCUGUGUAUGCUGAUGGGAUUGAUGCUUCUGAUGGAACUCAUGUCCAAGAGACUAGCGAUACCUCAGGUCAUCUUCUGGGGAGCUUUGGGAGGCAUUCUUAGCCUUGGUGCGACGAUAUUGUUGGACUCUUUAUUCUGGCAACGAUGGCUGUGGCCUGAAGGCGUAGUAUUCUGGUACAACACCAUUCUCAAUAAGAGCAGUAACUGGGGCACAAUGCCAUUCCUAUGGUACUUCUACUCAGCAAUCCCAAGGGGGUUAUGGAGUAGUGUGAUCCUUGUACCUCUUGGCUGUGUCGUGGACCGGAGGAUACCAUGGUUUCUACUACCCCCAUUGGGCUUUGUCUUCCUCUAUUCUUUUCUUCCUCACAAGGAGCUUCGCUUCAUCAUCUACGUGAUACCAAUGCUUAAUGUUGGUGCUGCCGCCACCAUUGCAAACAUAUUUCGUAAUGUCCAGAAGUCGGCUUUCAUGAAGAUACUUGCAUUAGGAGUAUUGGGUCACUUUGCAGUUAACAUUAUAGCAACAGCCUUAAUGUUAGGAGUAUCACAUUAUAAUUACCCUGGUGGUGAUGUCAUGCAUCAAAUACAUCAACUUGUUCCUCCUAAUGCUGACAAUGUUCACAUUCACAUUGAUGUAAUGACAGCACAAACAGGUGUUUCAAGAUUCACUGAGGUCAACUCAAAAUGGAGGUAUGACAAGACUGAAGACUUGCUCCCUGGUGGCCCAGAAAUGAUGCAGUACUCUCACCUUUGUAUAGGAGCUUCAUCUGAAGACAGUCAGGAGCUGGCUUGGUAUAAACAAACCCACCGAGUCCUGACAUUUGCCAAGGGAUACGCCGGCAUUCAAAGACCUAGGAGCAUGAAAGAGCUGGUGACGACACUACCAAAACUGAUCCUAGAACCUCAGAUCUUUGUCUUAGAGAGGAGAGGGUGGUAUCCAAAUGAUGGUGAAGAUUGAGGAGUGGCCAGCAUAGAUACAUUUAAUGAUGAUUAGGCCUUUACAAUGUGUGGUGCUAUUGCAUUUUUCUCAGAGUGGAUGUAUAGUGGAUAUACAUACUGUAUGCUCACUAGAGCCAGCUGCGUGUUGUCAAAUUGCAACAUGGUGCUUCUGAAAAUUUCACCUUACAUUAAACAAAUGGACGGAACUAUUUCAUGCUCCAUGGCAAAUAUGACCAAUUGGAUAUGUUUCCUGGUGGAUUCACUCUUCUAAUACUCCACUCUCAUUUUACUGAUUGAAAAUUGCUGAGUGAUUCUGAGGUAUUUAGAUGGUGUUAUUCCAUUUGGAAGUUUUCGUGUGAAUAACAUUUGUGAAUGAACAGGUCACUUUAUUUUGGUAAGAGGGUAUAUUUCUGGUAGUGAAAAAAAAAUUGCUCUGCAUUCCUUUAUUGCAUGCUCAUGGACUCACCUGCUACUGUAGUCUUACUCUUUUUUUUUUACUCAUUUAUUGUUCAUACAGUAAAUUGUUUAUGAAGUUAGAUGUACUUUGGUCUUAAGAUUUGAUAGUGACCUUACAAUAAAAAUGAAUUGUCAUGUUUACAAGAUAAUCAUUAUUAAUUUUCACAAGAAAUUUGAUAAUUUCGUAACAUAUAGACACUUUGAAUGGUACAAUAAAAGUACAGUACUAGUUUUCCAAUACUUAAGAUAAUUGUUCCUAACUUUAGAUUAAUCAUGAUGCAUUUGAUUAUGUAAUGACUAUUAUUUCCCUGGAUAAUGUAGUCAUUGAUAUGGUGCAAUAACCUUUUUUCCCCCUUUUUUGUUGUUGAGGUAUUUAAUCUGUGAUCAUGUGUUUUAAUGAUUCCAACCUAUUUCAUUUAUUGGAAUUAAGUAUUAACUUGCCUGUUGGAUUUGUGUGUUAUAUAUGGUGCCAUUUGGGUCACUAUGGUAGGCUGUGAGUCAAUUCACCAAAUAUAAACUGCCGGUACAAUAAGCAUGUCACAAUCUAGUUUUGCACUUCAUUGUUAUUUGUUUUGUAUCUCAGAUGGGCAUAAUUAAAAACAUUUACAGCCAGAAUUUAAUAGUAUUUGGGCUAAAAAGGGUCUGAGAUAUAACCAUGUGAUGUGAAUACCUAAUGAGGCCCAUUGAAGUCAAUGUGAUAUUGGCCUGCUUAUAAAUGUAUGAAAACCGAUGAAAUGUAAAAUCUUGUUUUGAAAUUUUGUAUGAAGUCAUACUUCCAUACUCUAUAUCGUGAUAAAAAAAUACAUGUAUUUAGGACAUCGAAAGGUUCACAGUUGAAACUAAUAUAAAAAAGUAUAUUUGGAUUGUGAAGUUUGAAUUAGGUUGAUUGCAAGUAAGAAUGUGAUUUUUUUAAUGUUUACUAUUUCGACUAAGAAUCUCUUGCCGGUAUUCUUUUUUUCUUUUUCUUAUUUGAGUAUGUCAAAUCUUGUAUAUUUUCUAGGAUAGCAAAAUUAUUUACACAGAUGCUUUUCGUUGCCAUUAUUUCAGAUCAAAGAUAUCAUGAUUUAACCCCAAAACACAGGCCCAAAUUCAAAGAGUGGAUAUUGACUUUGCUUGAUUUGUCAUGUAAAUUACCCAAUGUCUAAUGAUGAAUGCUUGCUUUUAAUCAUAGAUGAACUGAAAUCAAAGUUUGUUGCUGUGGUUGAUAUCACUUAUUAUUAGAAUGAGCUCAACAUUUAUUUUAAAAAAUGAUUAAAUUACCAUGGUCUAGAACCAUAACAACAAUCAUUUACUAGUGAUGAGCAUCCUGUGGUAAAAGAACAGAUGCAGGAACUAUAUUUUUUUCAGUUUGCAGUAUUUGCUAAAUUUAAUUAGUACAUGGAAAUAAUUAUAGAUAAUACAAUAUUGCACAUACAUUACACAAAUUGCAAACUUAUAUAUUACACCUUUGAAUCCAGUGAAUUUUUCUUCUCUUACACAUUUACUGUUUUGUUCUCUCAUCAAGCUUAGAGAGACAUGCGGCUCAGCCUAUGUACCGUAAGUGUUAUGUACUGUGCAAACAUGUUCAAUUGUUAUUUGUUAACCUUUGGAUCAUAUCAUGGCUGAUAAAACAUUCGGGUUCUUACAGCUACUCGCAAACGAUCUCAAACAGAUGACAUUUCUAAUGAAGGCAAAUGUAACAUCGUGUCUCAUUUAUUUGACCAUGUACAAACUCAGACAAGAGGUGGCGCUAUACCUCUUACCACCUUCAGCAGUGAAUGUGACAAAUUUCCAGAAGAUCAAGUUUAUUUUGGUGAUGUCUUAUUUUAUGUUAGAAUAUAGUUUGACAUUCCUUUUUCUUUACCCUUGUAUUUUCUUAUAAAAUUUGGAUUGAAAGGGUACUUUCAUGAGGAUAUUUUGAUAUUAUUUACUUCUUAUUGCUUGCCAUGUCAAUCUCUGACUUAAAUUUUUAUGAUGAUCCACAGCAUUUAUAUUGUGCCAUAUUUCUGUUAAAAACAUUCAUUUUUAUCAUGUCUUGUAUCUUCUUUUUCUUUCUUCUGUAAGUUAGAGUUGUGCUUUUGUGUGGGGAACGACUGAUCAUGUCAGAGAUUGUGUUCUUUGGAAACGUUCCGCAGUUAAAAUUAAUUCCAUGAUAUUUUCACCAGAGUUUGCACGGAGAUUAUAUGUUUGUGCAUAAUAUUAUGUUCAGGUGUUGGUCAAUUAUGCAAAUAAUGAUAAGUCCUCCCGCUUGUUGAACAUCAAUGAAAUAUGUAACAAAAUUCAAUGAAAUUUAUUAUAUUUAAGUGCAUUUCAGUGGCGAUGGAUAUGGAUAUCAGAGAGCAAGAAGAUAUUGUGCCCGUUAAUCAUUUUUAAGUUGACAUCCUCAUCAAGGAAGUUUUUUUUUUCCAAUUUCUUUUUCCAUCAAGGAAGUUUACCGACAUAUAAAGCAUUGCCAUUGCAACAAUCAAUUAAGAUGAUAAUAUGUCCUAUCUUAUUUGGGGGUCACGAAUCACUUGAAUGAUUUACAGUAAUGAUCUGGUAAAUAUCAUAUCUUGUGAAUGUACAAUGUGAUAAAUGAAAAAUUAAGUAUUAAAUUAUUUGAACAAAUUA